AUGAAUACUGAAACAAAACAUCCGCCCCCAUCAGCGGCAACAGCCGAUGAAGCUAUCAGUUUAAUGGAAGACAAUAUUCCCUUACCUCUGACAAAUCGACAAUACGAAGACAACGAAAAACGCAAAUCACAAGUCAUGAUUACGCACAAAGCUGUGAUUCAACAUCGUCUAAUGCGAUUGUGUGCGUUGCUCUUAGCUCUUGGAACACUUGUUAUUAUAUGGAGAUUUGUUUCGAUACUAAUUCUUGCUACUUGGUUAUCGUCAAUCUGUAGACCUUUGUUGGAAUGGCUUGUCAAUCACUUACCGCUGAUGAAUCGGUGUCGAGAAAAGCGUUCUCGUUCGGGAAUUGCAGCGUUUCUUCUUGUCUUUCUCGUUCUUGUUGUGAUAAUACCAAUUGUUUUAAUUAUCAUAGCUUUAACAGGUUCAACCCUGAAUUUUGUCGCAAGUCUUUCAAAUUCAACGACGGCACGCAAUGCAAUUAAUCUUCUUGUGCCUCCAUCAACUGAUAACGGAACCGGUUCAUCAAUGAAUUCGAGUAGUCAAAGUUUCAUGGACUUUAUCAAAGGCGAAAAAAAUACAACCUUUAAUCUAUUCGAACGUUUUGUUAUUCAACGAGAUUCCAUUACAGAUGUCGUGCAAUUAUUCGGUGGUAAAGCUCUGUCAGUUUUAUCUACGGUAGCUGGAGCGACGGCACAAUUUAUUGUUGGAAUAUUAAUCUUUUUGGUAUCGACAUAUACAUUUUUAUUGCAUGGCCCUGAACUUUGGAAUUGGGCAAUCGACCAUAGUCCACUAUCGGCGAAACAUAUGCUACGUCUUGAAACUGCUUUUCAAGAAACAGGUCGUGGUUUACUCAUCGGCGUUGGUCUCACGUGUGCUGUACAAGGCCUUGUCGCAGCUAUUGCUUAUCUAUGCUUACAAAUUCCGCGCUGGUAUGCUCUCGGUGUUUUAACUGGUUUAUGUUCAUUAGUUCCAAUUCUUGGCACAGCCAUUGUUUGGGUACCGAUUACGAUCGGUCUUUUUAUUCAACAAGCACAUAUUAAAGCUGUUAUUAUGAUUGCUGUUGGAAUUCUAGCGAUUGGUUCAGUUGAUAAUCUCCUUCGACCAGUUUUCUCGAAAUUAGGUUCAUUACAGAUGUCAACUUUAUUAUUGCUAUUGACAAUUUUUGGUGGAUUAGAAUUGCUUGGUGCAUGGGGCGCUCUCUUAGGUCCGUUAAUUGUUCGAUUAGCAACGGAAGCUAUUCGUCUUGUUCGCGAAGAUGAAGACGAGGAAGAACAAUAUUAUCAACAACAACAACAACCCCAGCCGUAUUCGGUAUCUUAA
This is a messenger RNA of Adineta ricciae, 1320 nucleotides long. NCBI's taxonomy places the organism in Eukaryota, Metazoa, Rotifera, Eurotatoria, Adinetida, Adinetidae. The record is from the annotation of a GenBank genome assembly.